Anopheles merus is the source of this 5348-nucleotide messenger RNA. RefSeq names its product A disintegrin and metalloproteinase with thrombospondin motifs 1. The record is from RefSeq and is a predicted model, not a curated record. The transcript has 15 exons. Gene Ontology annotation, molecular function: metalloendopeptidase activity. Lineage: Eukaryota; Metazoa; Arthropoda; Insecta; Diptera; Culicidae. Gene Ontology annotation, biological process: proteolysis. The coding region runs from base 722 to 3709 and encodes 995 amino acids.
GUUUAGCCGUCGUGUCGUUUGGCUCGCGCGAACUGUUUCGUUCUGCAGAGACUCCACUGUUCAGUGAGCUGUUUCGUUCUUGCGUGUAGAGACUCUGAAGUGUGAAACGACAGCGCAUCAAAAGGCAUCGUCGCAAACGAGUGUCGCAAACAGUGUUUUCUGCAGCAAUUUGGAGCUGCCCAGGCUUGUGUUGCCGCUGGCCGCUCCGGUGUGACCAAACAAAAAAAAAACCCGGCCAAGAAAAGUGAUUCUGAUAAAACAAGUCCGUUUGGACGUUGCCGACGUGCCGCGGGAGUGUGUGUGUGUGUGCGCGCAUUUUCGCGUGUCUGUUGCGGAGUCGCCGCCACCGCGCAGUGAUUUUGUGUGUGAUUUUCCUUAAAAUUCGUCCCGUUGUGUCCCCAAUGUGUGCGCCUGUGAUCGUCGUGCGUGUGUCCCGGUGAUAGUGUGACCCUUUUCGGGGCGGCUGUUUUUUUUUGGCAGCCUCCAGGCGGGCGUCAGGCAGAGCGCGUUGUGCCUCGGGAGAAAGAGUUUGUGUGUCCUGCCGAUACGUCGUGGCGAGCAUUUGGCGGUGAACCAGAAAACGAACGGACGCGGACGCCCGGCUUUCAGGGCGGGUUGGUGUUCGAGUUUCGAGCCCACUCACGGCAUUGGCAGCAUUGGCCGAUGUGUAGUUUAUUGAGCAAUUAACAGGAGAUAAACCAUCGCCGUUCCAGGUCACAAAAUGAUGCGGCUUGGACUUUACCUUGCAGCGUCAUGGACGUUACUAUGUACCUACAGUGCCGCAAUGCCAGACAUACACCGGCAAAUGUCCUCUGCCCAGCUACAGGAAGUGUUCCACGUUGAUCACGUCGAUCUCGUCCCGCACUACGAGCUGGUGCAGCUAACGCACCACACAAACCGCCCGGUGCUGGCGAGCUCCCGGCGGAGACGGAGCAUCGAUUUCUCGCAGGUGGCCAAAGCGAACGGUUUAACGGCCGGUGGCAACCACCAUGUCAAGAAGGACCUCAGCAAGGUGCGCUUCACCGAGAAGGUAAGCGAGCUGGGCGUUAAACCAGCCGGCCAGCAGCGGAAACCCUUCCCGCAGCAGGAGGUUCCGCUCGAGGCGGGCCCUCUGGUGAGCAGUGGGCCGCCGAAGCAGCCGGUGGACGAUUCUACACCACUGGAGCCGAUGGAGCAGGGUGGCGUUAGCAUAGCGGACCUCAACGAGCACCGCGUGUCGUUCGAUGCGUUCGGCGAGAACGUGAACCUGACGCUGCGCAAGACGGAAGGCCUGCUGCGGGGCGGUGCCCACUCGCUGCGGAUGUGGAACGUCCGGUCGGAUCCGAACUCGACGCAGGGGCUGGUCUACGAGGAGAUUCACGAUGAGGACCCAGAACCAGCCGACUCCUUCGGCGACAUCUAUCAGGAUGAGGGAAACAUGGCGGCAGUGCUGAUGCGAAAGCAUCUGGAAAGUGGAGAUCUAAUGAUGGAGGGUAGUAUAGGUCAUGAACUAGUGAUAAAGCCAGUGCCAACCGACAUCUCCCAGGCGGAGGAUGGAAGUGUUCAUCACGUUAUUUAUAAGCGCAAAGCCCACGAGGAGCACAACGACCAGUUUAGUGAUUACGCAUUCAUGGAACCGGACCGGCUGCAGAAACGGUUUCGCACCAAGCGGAGCCCGCAAGCGUACUACAAAAGCUCGCGCGCCAUCGAUCGGACCAUCUACCCGGAGAUACUGGUGAUCGUCGACUACGACGGGUACCGGCUGCACGGCGGCGACAACGUGCAGGUCAAGCGCUACUUUGUCUCCUUCUGGAACGGUGUCGACCUGCGGUACCGGCUGCUGAAGGGGCCGAAAAUUCGCAUCAGCAUCGCGGGCAUCAUUAUCUCACGGGGCCGUGACGCAACGCCCUACCUGGAGCGGAACCGCGUCGGACGGGAUGCGAUCGAUUCGGCGGCCGCCCUCACCGACAUGGGCAAGUACCUGUUCCGGGAACGAAGGCUCCCGGUGUACGAUAUUGCCGUUGCCAUCACGAAACUAGAUAUGUGUAGAAGGCAAUAUGCAAAUGACGCGUGUAAUCGCGGUACCGCAGGAUUCGCCUACGUCGGUGGAGCGUGCGUGGUAAACAAGCGCCUUGAAAAGGUCAACAGUGUUGCCAUCAUUGAGGAUACCGGCGGUUUCAGUGGCAUUAUCGUUGCCGCCCAUGAAGUUGGCCAUCUGCUGGGAGCGGUCCAUGAUGGGUCGCCACCACCGAGCUACCUGGGCGGACCGGGUGCGGAAAAGUGCCGCUGGGAGGACGGCUACAUCAUGUCCGAUCUGCGGCACACUGAGCGAGGCUUUCGCUGGUCACCGUGCAGUGUGCAAAGCUUCCACCAUUUCCUCAAUGGUGAUACGGCCAGCUGCCUGCAUAAUCCACCGCACGAGGACGAGGCGCUUGGACGAGCGCUCCCCGGUACGCUGCUGUCCCUGGACGCCCAGUGCCGGCGGGAUCGGGGCACGUCCGCCUGCUUCAAGGAUGAGCGCGUCUGCGCCCAGCUGUUCUGCUUCGAUUCGGCCAGCGGCUACUGCGUCGCGUACCGGCCCGCCGCCGAAGGAUCUUCCUGCGGAGAUGGACAACACUGUCUCGAUGGUAGAUGUGUUGCGGAGCAUGAAAACAUUAUACCGGACUAUUCGCAACAUACUCCAUCGUACACGCGCUACAAUCAGCAGUCUGUGAAAUAUAACUACGACGACAAGUCAGAUCAGCAGGAAGAAUAUUAUGAACCGUCUAGCACGCCAACGACAUCAACGACAACCAGCACCACCACCACCACCACCACCACAACAACCACCACCACCACUACAACACCAUCACCGCCGCCGGCGACAUCGACGAGGAACUACUACCAGUACUUCCAUCACAAGUCCACGAGUACCUAUCCCAAUGAUUACCAUACAGCUAAAAGCCCUCCUAGCCCUAGUGAUAAUGGUAACGGUAAUGGCAACCAAUACCACAACAACAACAACAACAACUACAACAACAACGGGAACAACAACAACAACAAUUACAAUCACUACAACCCGACGACCAAGUCGACACCGUACAGUACGAAAACGACGACCAAGACGCCGUACGUGUUCAGCAAGUACACGUUCAGCUCGACCAAAAGCCCAACGACCAUCGCCACGCCCCGACCGUCCUGGAACAAUGGCAACAACCGUGAGGAUGACAAUAGUAACGCACUGCACUACAACAGCCAACAGCACCAACAACACCACCACCACCACCAACAGCAGAACAGCUAUCCGCACGCGUACGGCGAUGGUGGUGCGCAUGAUGCUACCACGGCGCACACCAUCACCACCACCACCACCACCACACGCAAACCGAAAGCCACCUACCAUCCGGUGUUCGACGUGUACUUCAACCGGAUCGCACAAACGACCACACGCAACCCGUACAACUUUUCCUACUUUGCAAAGCGCACCAACACGAACGCACUGAACGGCAACUAUCUCGGCGCGAACAGCCAGCUGAGCGUGGCCAGUGUUGCCAGCGGCCGGCAGCCGGCCAGCAGCAGUAGUAGUAGUGGUAGUAAUGGUAGCGGUAGCGCUAGUACUUUGGAUGAUGAGGACAAGCGUUACAAAAACUUUAUGAAUGCCAUCAAGCGGAAGCGAUUACAACAUCUGAAGGAACAGCUGCAGCUGCAGCAGCUGCAGCAACAGCCCGAGCUCGUCAGCAACCAGCAGUAGCGGGCGUGAGGUGUAUCUGUGUUCAAAGCAAAGCAAAACAAAACAAAAACCCUCCGCUAAGAAUAACCAAGUUCAGUUCAGUUUGUAUAGAUGCAAGCCCCGUUAGGCCGUUAGUGAUUAAGCAGCUCUCAGCUAACCAUUUGAAACCGCUCCUUUCUCCUUUAAACUCGCUUCUAGCGAGAGAGCUAAAACAAUGCGAAUGAAAAUUUACUGCUCCACUUACGCUUUCGACUUGACUUUAGGUGCAUUUUUAGCUUUUUUUUGUUGUUGUUUGGUAUUUUACACUGCAAAACUACAAAUUGUUCAUUAAAGAAAGCCUAUCUGUGAGCUAAGCGAGAGAAAGACAGAGAGAGAAAAACAGAACGAUCAUACGUUGCUUAGCAUACGUGCAUUGAAACUGCCGCCAACUUUGUUUUCUAAGAGCUAGAUGCGAUCUUAGUAAGCCGUUUAGUAGUAACGUACGUAAGCUACCGAACACGUUAGAGUGAUGUUUCGAGUCUCAAGCGGUAAACGCUCAUCAUCGUUUGCAUGAUAAUGAUAAAAAAGUCCACACACACACAGACCGAUCGCCGAAGUGGACUGGGUGGGCUUCAAACCCAUCCCGUCCCUGUAUGACACUUCAUAGGCUGCCUGCUUAUCUGUUCACUGUAAAUAGUUAGUGCGUUAGUGUCUGUUUAUUAUAUUCGUUUUAGUACUUGCAUCAUACGGUAGCGUUAGCUCGUAUCGAUAACAUCUUCUGUUGUUCUAAUAAUGUGUGUAUGUAGGUGUUUCUCUUAACCCUUUUUUCCCGGAGAGACAUCAUUACAACGAAAUAAUGAACAAAAGAAGACGAAAAAAACAUAAUACAAUACUAAGCGAAGGAGUAAGGAAGAAGAAACAGUACCUACGAACAGGGGAUUUUUUUAGCGAGCUAAGCAAACAGGCAAAACAUCGUUGAGCGAAUGAGUUUUGUGGCGGAAGGAACACAAACGCCUUUUGGGGUGAUUACAAAAAAGAGAAGGAUCUGUAAACGAUAUGGAAUGAAAACACAAAAAGCAAACCACCCGUAGUAGAUAAAAGAAAAGAGGGCAAUUGAGCAAAUCGAGAAGAUAGGAAGCAUAUGUAGAAAGCAGAAGAGAGAUUGGCACCGUGCUGGGUGUGUGUUGCCACCAUAAUGUAGAGUUUUAAUUUAUUGGAUUUAAGUUAUGGGAUAGUGAUUCUUUUCUCUUCUCCACUGCGUUUGUAUAUGUGUUAGAAUUUUUGUUUGUUUUUUCUUCUUCUUAUUCUUGCAACGAUAACGAUCUAUGCGUGUCGUGCAGGAAUCGAAUGCUGAAACAGUGAGCGUGCGCCGUAUCGUUGAUUCGAUCGGCCGCCGUGGAAGUUUUCUGCGACGAGCAAAAAAAAAAGGGUGUUUACACACCACAGAAGUACUAGGUAUUAGGAAUUUUGAAAAUUGAUAACAAUCGAAGCGAGUACAAUACACCUCCGUCCACACGUAACGAAGGUACGCAAUUUUUCGCGCGAUUAGUGUGUAUGUGGAGGGUAGUAAGGAGGAAGGUGAACUCGUUCGGACGUUUUUAGUAGUGCAAGAACGAUAGAUAGGCAAAGGCGAAUGAGUGUAUUUCGUUUAUGUAUUUUGUAAAGUGAGUAUAUCAAUAAA